This is a messenger RNA of Trichoderma virens Gv29-8, 951 nucleotides long. RefSeq lists its product as uncharacterized. The coding region runs from base 1 to 951 and encodes 316 amino acids. The transcript is spliced from 3 exons. Gene Ontology annotation, molecular function: hydrolase activity. NCBI's taxonomy places the organism in Eukaryota, Fungi, Ascomycota, Sordariomycetes, Hypocreales, Hypocreaceae. The record is from RefSeq and is a predicted model, not a curated record.
AUGGAAUCGAAAGAAUAUACGUAUAGAAGCCUUGAGGGAGAACCUGAUUUGACGGCAGAUGUAUAUUAUGCGUCUUCAGCAACAGCACCGACCAGUGGCGCCCAGCCCAUCGUAAUCAUGUUCUACGGCGGUGGUUUUGUCGUCGGAUCAAAGGAACUCGUAUCUAAAAACGAGAUUGAGAUACUCGUGUUGGAGCUUGGCUUUGUUGUUGUGGUGCCCAACUACCGUCACUAUCCAGCAGUAUCUCUAUAUGAUGGUCCGAUCAAUGAUGCACACAGCUGCUAUGAAUGGGUGCAAAAUGAGCUUCCCAGGCUAUUGACCAGUGCCGGUGUUGAUGCUGAGGGGAACAGAGUCGCUGUUAUAGGAUUUUCUGCGGGGGGAACCAUGGCAUUGCAUUUGGGUGCGGCGAAGAAUUCCCCCAAAGCAAUACUGGCAUUUUACCCAGCAAUGUAUUUUGAGGAUACUUUUUGGCAGUUGCCAAUGACUGCAUUUUCCAAAAUACCUGCUUUUCCGCAGGAAUUCUUGGACAAAAUCAACGACGAAGGGCCUCUUGUAUCUGCGCCUUCGCUAUUCAAGAAGCUCCAAGGCAAUUCGGUUCUCGUACCAGACCUUUCCAAGCCGAGGAACGCAUGGCUACUAUCUCAUUUCAGAGAUGGGACAUGGCUCCGAGCUAUUGUGCAUGAUGGCGAUUAUGCCCGUGUUGAUCCUGCGAAGUUAUUCUCUGGCACUUUCCCGCCAACAUACUUUGUGCAUGGAUCAGAGGACAAGAUGUGCGAUGCGAAAUUUUCUAGAAUGGCUCACGAGAAAUUGCUAGCUAAGAAUGCAAAGUCAAAGCUUGUGAUUGCGGAGGGCCGGGAUCAUAACUUCGACGCGAAGUUGGCGAAAGACGAUCCGGAAUUUGAGCUUGUGCGCGAAGCAUUCCGAUUUGUUGCGAAAGAAGUGUCUUUGUAA